GGCCAGUGUCCCGCAGCCCCACGCCAGCCCCACCCGGCUGGAGUCCUGUGGCCAGUUCCAGGCUCCUCAGUACCAGAAGGACAAGAAGCUGCUGGGGAGGGUCCAGCAGAGGGUCGCAGAGAGGAUGAGGCGUGUUGCAUCUGAAGCAUCUCUCUAACGCGGAGACUGCCCCAGGUGGGCGUGCUUAGUGUGGAAAAGAGACAGCUGAGAGGGGAUCUCACCAAUCCAUACAAAUAUUUCCAAGGGCUGUCACAGAAUGUGCCAGGCUCUCUCCAGUGCUGCCCAGCGACAGGAUGAGGAGCAAUGGUCGUGAACUAAAGCACAGGAAGUUCUACCGCACCGUGAGGAAGAGCUCUCCAUGGAGGGUGGCAGAGCUCGGAAAGAGCUGCCUGGGGAGGGUGUGGAGCUUCCCUCUCCGGAGACACUCCGAACACACCUGUAGGCGUUCCUGUGUCACCUGUUCCAGGUGACCCUGCCUUGGCAGGGGAUUGGAUUUGGACUCUCCAGAGGUCCCUUCCACCCCAACAAUUCUGGGGUUCUCUGAUUCUGGGGCGGCGGGCGGCGCACCGGCCCCCUCCCCUUUCUCCCUCCCUCUUGUGCCUCUCCCUCCCUUUCUCCCGUCUCUCCCUUCCUCCCGUCCGUCCCUCCGUCCCUCCCUCCGUCCCUCCCUCCGUCUCCUGGCGACGCCGGGGACGCGGCGGCAGCGCUGGCUCCGCGGCCGCUGCCAUGAGCGCCCCGCAGCCCCGUAUUCUUGAAACCUAUAACAGUCUAACAGACAAACACCUGGUUGGAUAUUUCAGCAAUGCCAGGAUAAGACGACAUCUUCAGAAAUCAGGACUGAUCUCAAGGAGCGGAAGAAUAAUACCUGAGAAGGAAUACCGCCUCAAUGCCAUAAGGAGGGACCACCAGAGGCACGUCCAGGAGUGCUUGGCUGAUGCCAUAUAUCAUAAGGUCCUUGAGAUUGAGCAUCAUCGUCAGCUGGGGGUGAACAGGAGACUUGAUUAUUCUGCGAGGAAAGGGACGGUGCAGCCAGUCAAGAUGGAAGGAUUAAUGGGAGAAGUGUCCCACAUAUACUCCCCCCACCCCCCAGUGGCCCCGAGGAACCACCACGCGCUCUGUCCCUUGGUGUCAGGAGAACGAACCGGUCGCUCACAGCGGAGGGGACCCAGACUUAGACUUGACUAUGGUGAUGGACGUUAUUAUUACCGAUCCAAGGAGCCUGCCAUCUCUGAGGUGAGUUCCUUGUGACCAAAUACAGCUCCAGGAAAUAUACAGCAGCCCCCCUGGUCUGUAUCAAAGGCUGCCAAACAGAAGUGCCAUGCACUGGAACAUUAUCGGCAAUUUGCCUGUGGGGGGCAGAGCAGUGAGCCAAGGUUUAGGAAUCCAGUGCAGAACACGGCUGGUUUGUCACCGUACCAGCCCACCAAGCGCCGUCGCCGUGUGGCGCCGGUGCCGCCGCCCCGCCCGCACGUAGGGGACAGGUGCAUCCCUGGCAUCAGACGUGGGCUGCCCGUAGAGAGAUGGUUUCAUCCCACCACUGCUUUCAAUGAACAGUUUUUGAUCAAUAAUACCAACGGGUUCCCCAAGUCCCCAUUAUGCAGCAACGCCUUGGUCACCAUGAUCUACCUAGGAAAGAGUAAGCAUGUGUCACUCCGUGAUCACAAGGAUGAAAUCAAAGUCUAUCAGCAAUACUGUGGAACAGAAAACAUUUGUGUCUAUAAAGGCGACCUGUUGGAAGGAGAUACCUUCCAGUUCAUCUCUAAGAGGUACCUGGGCUACCCGUUCAGCCUCACCUUUUAUCUCAACGGGCUCCAAGUUGACAGGCUGAGCUGUUGCUGUGAGUACAGAGGCUUCCAGAGUAAGAGGCCGUCCCGGCUGCGACGCAGAAACACCUACUUCAGGGUGCUCCAUGUGGCAGGAGCACCUCCUUGCUACAGGUGCUUCCUUGCCAUGGGUCUGGACAAAAAGCUGUACCCUCCCAAGAGGAAGAUUAAGGUCUACACGCGGUCGCACAUGUGCUCCUGCUCUCCCUACUGCGCGCACAGCCUGCCCUGCGGCAGCAGCAGCGCGCUGCAGAAAUCCAUCGAGGGCUCCGUGUCACUCACCGUGCCCAGCCAGGAGGAAAGCGUGGAAACUAUCGACGAAACGCUGGGCUCUGAAGAGGAGUGCUGCGAGGAAGAGGAAGUGGAAGAAGAAGAAGAAGUAGAAGAAGAAGAAGGAGUAGAAGAAGAAGAAGUAGAAGAAGAAGCAGAAGUAGAAACGGUAGACCAAUCUCUUGUGGAGACCGAAGGCACCACUCAGGGAACAACCACCAGUGAAAGUGAAUAUGAUGAAGAUUUUGAAGCAGAUGAAGAAGUUAAUGAAGAGGGACAGACUGGUGAUCAAAUGAAUGGAAUGUCAAAGUCAUCCUCAGAUGAUAAAAACCAUAAUUUAGACUAUGGAAAGGAGAGUGAAACCUCAUCUCAGAAGGCACUGCAGGCCUCUGACAGUGAGAAAGAUAAAAGUGGCAGAUAUUAUGAUGACAGGGACUCUGAAGAUGAUCUACCAGAGAGAAGGCCUGCAGACUCUCUCUCAUCCAUGAGCACUCAGUGCAGCACUGAGACUGACUCUCAGGCUGAAUUGAAGCCAGACCACGUGAAUUGCAAAGAGGACUGCAAAAGUACAUCUGAUAGUGCAGCACAUACACACUAUGGAAAGGAGAAUGGGGAGAAGAAACUGCUCAGAGUGGAGGAAAAUCAGGAGAAUUCUGCACUGGAAAAGAAAGGAAUAGAUGAAGCAGAAAAGACAAAACCAGAAGAUCUAACAGCAAGGGAAGAUACUAGAAUUUUUCAUGAAAACAUAAUGGCAGUUCAGCAUCAAAAUCCUGAGGUUAAUGGGGAAUUCAAACAGACUGGGUCAGGAGAAAGUGACAGAAAUGAGGAGGAGGAGGAAUGUCCUCCAGUGCCUUGGGAAAGCAGGGUGUUGAGCAUGGAGGAUGGCAACCAAGAGUGUCCUUGGUGUGGGGAAGGAGGUGUUUCUGAAGACUGCAAACCAGUCCAGGAGGAAAAAGCAGCCAGAAAGGAUCAUCCUGUGAAUUCUGACCCUGAGCCUGGUGAUUUGUGUGCCAAUGAGGAAGAAAAGAACACAGCAAAUACAGAGUGUGGUGCCAGUGGAGCACCGGAUGGAAGAUUCCCGGCAGAAGGGAGGAGAAGCCUGGAUGUGCAGGAGGCAGCAGGACAGGCGCUGCGAGCAGGGGAGGUGACAGGGCCGGGACAAGCCCUGGAGCAGGACGGGGCUGCUGAGGGAGAAGCUGGCAGCGGAGAGGCCGCAGGAAAAGCUGCAGGGGCGGGGGAUGCGCUGCUCCAGGCAGGCACGGGGGAUGCGCUGGAGGAAUCCGCACCUGAGGAGGGCACCGUGGCACGGGAACAGCCGAAAGGAAAGGGGACAGGGGAGGCAGAGGAGCUGGGCACAGAGGGGUCACCUGGGGAGCAGGAGGUGCUGGUGAAGGGGAUGGACAGAGAGGUGGCACUGGGAAAGGUGGCAGCUGGGGCACUGCCAGGAUGGGAGGCAGACAGAGCCGUGCCCCAGGGGCAGGACGGGGCUGGGGGCACCAGUGAGGAGGAGGCUGCAGAGGAAGGCCUCGAAGGAGCAGUAGGGCCGGCAGCAGAGGAGGAGGUGGGUGAGCCAGGGUCCGAAGCAGGGCAGGGAGGGUCUGCAGGGAAGGACACGGUGGUGGGUGCUGUGUCAGAGGGAGAGGAGCCUGUGGAGGAUGCUGAUGUGGCAGCAGAUGGGAAUGCCAGAGCCGUGGGCCCUGAAGGAAAAAAGGCUGUUGAAGAAGACUUUUCUGAAGGAGAGGAGGCUAUGAGGAAGCCUGGGGUUCUCUGGGAAGCACUAGGGGAUAUGGAAACAGAAGCAAUGCCUGGAGGGGAAGGGUUUGUAAAGCCAAGUCAGUUUUCCCAGCUGAAAGUGUCAGAGGAAGAGUGGAUGGAGAUGGGGAAAGCUGUCCCAGGAGCUGCAGCAGCACUUGAGAGUGCUCAGACUCUCCAGAGAGUGGAGGACACGAUGGAAGAGUCUGUGGAACCUGACAAGGGUCCUCUACUGGAAGUGGCACCUGGCUUAAGGGCACGGGGGGCUGCUCGGGGGGCUCCUGUCACUGAAGGGUCAUCACAGGUGGAGGAGACACUGGCAGUGCAGGAGGAGGAGGAGGGUGCAGCGGAAGCACUUUGGAGUGGAAACCCAUCUGAGGACAGCAAAGCAGAGUCAGAGAGAGCAGUGGAAGGAAAACCCGAAGCAGAGGCGCUGGGAGGGUCUGCAGGGGUGGCCGGAGCGGGCUCGGGGGAGGAAGAGGAGGGCACAGAUGGAGCAGCAGGUUCAAAGGAGCCGGCAGCUGGGACAGAGGGGUGGCUGAGGUGUGGGCAAGUGAGAGGGAAGGGGAGGUCUCCCGGGGAGGGGGUGGUGGGCGAGGCGGCGGGGCUAUGCGGGACCCGGGCAGGGGAGCCCGGGCUGGUGGCCAUCGCUGUGCUGGGCGGCCAGGCCGGGCCAGGAGCCCUGCCCGGGGGGCUGGCAGUGCCCGGGGCGGGCACAGGGGCGAUGGCACAGGAGGGGGUGACAGGAGCAGCGCGGGGGGCACAGAGCGGGGCAGGGGUAGAGCAGGUGGCAGCCACGGCAGGGGGGGCGGGCGGGGAGCCUGGGGGGGCCGGGGAAGGACUGGCCGGGGCACCUGCGGCUGCUGGGCGAGCGGGGAAGCGGGAGGCGGCAGGAGGGGGCGAGGCACGGGGAGCGGGGCCGGCCGGAGCCCAGGGCCGGGAGCAGGAGCCGGGCGCGGAGCCGCUCGGGCCCCCAGGGCACCGAGAGGGGCUCGGAGCAGGGGCGCCGGGGGAACAGCCCGCUGCAGAGAGCGCCCCGAGCGCCCCUGGCCCCGGGCACGGGGGAGUGGCACCGAGGGGGAGAGGAGGGUCCGCGGGAGGCGAGGGGCUGUGCCCGGGCACCCAGCCACAGCCGGCGGCUCCAGGGACAGGCGCGGCGCGGGGCAAGCACGGGCGGCAGGAGGAGGGCAUGGAGCCGGCGGGAGGGGAAGCCGGGGGGGAGCAGCCGAGUGCCCGUGAGAACACGAGAGGGGGCGAGGUGGCCGAUGUCGCGGCGAGUGCCGGGCCCGCUGCUGGAGCCGGGGAGCAGAGGAAGGACAGUCCCGUCGGAGGGAGCCCAGGUGUCCCGGCAGCCGCUGACGUGGGCGAGAGGCGCAGCUCCCGUCAGGUGAGUCCUGCGAGGGGCAGCCACUGCCCCAGCAGUGCCCAGGCUGAUUCCUGUCAGAGACGGAUGCACCCCCUCGUCCCAUUCCUUAUCCGUUCCUUAAAUGUCUGCUGA
Molecule: messenger RNA, 5343 nt
Organism: Haemorhous mexicanus (house finch)
Lineage: Eukaryota; Metazoa; Chordata; Aves; Passeriformes; Fringillidae
Gene: ERICH3
Product: glutamate rich 3
Source: RefSeq, a predicted model, not a curated record